GAUCCAUCCCAGAGACAAACAGGAUGUAGCUCACAGAUUAAUGCUGGGCGCCCGAGCGGUGGCUUAUGGUGAAAAGGACGUCCCCUUCCUUGGACCUUUCCCAAACCAGAUCCUGUCCUCUGACCUUAUCUUCGUUUCCUACGACCAACCCAUAAUUGUCUUGCCAUCCAAAAACAUCUUUGAGAUCUGUUGCUCUGACACUAAAGCAACGUGUGGUCCGUCAUCCUCGUGGGUUCCAGCUGCCAUUGUGAGCUGGAAUCGAACCUCUGUCCAGUUAAAACCUAGCUCCUGUGCUCCGCCUGACGUAGCAGCUCUGCGGUAUGCGUGGAAAGACUGGCCCUGUGAGUUUAAAGCCUGUCCUGUCUACAGUUCCAGUGGGAUCCUACCUGCACCUCCUUUUAUCCUCAAACAACACACAGACACCACCACCUGGAAAAGACCAUUAAGAACCUAAGAAACAAA
Nothobranchius furzeri (turquoise killifish) is the source of this 462-nucleotide messenger RNA. NCBI's taxonomy places the organism in Eukaryota, Metazoa, Chordata, Actinopteri, Cyprinodontiformes, Nothobranchiidae. The record is from RefSeq and is a predicted model, not a curated record.